Mauremys reevesii (Reeves's turtle) is the source of this 3917-nucleotide messenger RNA. It is a transcript of the gene VASN, whose product is annotated as vasorin. The coding region runs from base 153 to 2168 and encodes 671 amino acids. Gene Ontology annotation, molecular function: protein binding. Gene Ontology annotation, cellular component: plasma membrane. The record is from RefSeq and is a predicted model, not a curated record. NCBI's taxonomy places the organism in Eukaryota, Metazoa, Chordata, Testudines, Geoemydidae. The transcript has 2 exons.
GAGCGGCGGUGCAAAGGCCGGGGUGCGAGGCGCUGCAGCCGGUGCCCGCAGCCCUGGGCCGGGUCCGCUCGCUGGCUGCGGUCGGUCAACCUGGAGGCUGCAUCGCCCGGAGCUCUCCCUCAGCGGCUCGGCUCCGCUCCGGAGAGUCCAGCAUGGACCACCUGAUCCUGUGGACGCUGCUGCUUCUGUCCCCCGUAGCCCGGGUUCAGGGCUGUCCCUCAGGCUGCCAGUGCAGCCAGCCACAAGUUGUGUUCUGUGCGGCCCGGAGGAGCCACACCGUCCCGAGUGGCCUGCCACUGGACACAGCCUACCUGUACGCCUUCGAGAACGGCAUCACCUCGCUCCAUGACGACAGCUUCCGGGGCCUCCCGGCAUUGCAGCAGCUGGACCUCUCCCAGAACAAGAUUUCCAGCCUCCAGAGGAAUGUCUUCCAGCCCCUCACCAACCUUGUCAACUUGGAUCUGUCAUCCAACCAGCUGCGUGAGAUCACCAACGAAACCUUCCACGGGCUGCGCCUGCUGGAGCGCCUCUACCUGGACCGGAACCGAAUCCAGCACAUCCACCCAGCUGCCUUGGACACGCUGGAGAACCUGCUGGAGCUGAAGCUCCAGAACAAUCAGCUGCAUUCAGUUCCUCCGCUGAACCUUCCCAAGCUCCUGCUGCUGGACAUAAGCCACAACGGCAUUGCCACCAUCGAAGCUGGUGCCUUUCACACGGUGAACAUAGAGUCUCUCAAGAUCGCAGGGCUGGGGCUGAGCAGCUUGGAUGAGGAGCUUUUUCAGAACUUGAACAACCUCCACGAGCUGGACAUCUCGGACAACUCGCUGGGCAGAGUCCCGGAGGUGCUCCGGCGGCUCCGGGGCCUCACCAGGCUCAGCCUGGCUGGGAACACCCAAAUCGCUCAGCUGCAGGCGGAGAAUUUCGGGGAGCUGCCCAACCUCCAAGAGCUGGACAUCAGCAACCUCAACCUCAACACCAUCCCCCAGGACUUCUUCAGCCUCUUCCCCAGGCUCCGGGCCAUCACCGCGGCCGAGAAUCCAUUCAAUUGCCUCUGCCAGCUGAGCUGGUUUGGGCGCUGGUUACACACCAGCCAUGUCACGCUCAGGAGGUCCGAGGAGACAAGGUGCCACUUCCCUCCCAAGAACGCUGCUAAGCUCCUCCAGCACCUGGAAUAUGCAGACUUCGGCUGUCCUGCCACCCCAACCCCCACUCCCACCCUGAGAACCACCUCCCUGCAGCCAGCCGUGCUCCUCACCAGCAGCGGGCACUCUGCGCUGGAGCCCAGCCUCGCUGCUCCCACUCAUGAGUCCGCACCCCGGCAGGACAGCUCUACGCGCGCACCACACACGGCUGCGCAGGGGCCGACUAGCCCCGAGAUGCAGAUUUGCCCUCCCCGGACGUGCUUAAAUGGGGGCACCUGCCAGCUAGACGCGCACAACCACCUGGAGUGCCAGUGCCCCAACGGCUUCUCGGGCUUGUACUGCGAGGCCGAGAUCCGGAGAACAACCCUGCCCCCCAUCACCCAGGCGCCCACGCAGAGCAAGCAAAUCAGCAUUAAGCAGGUCAGCAGCACCUCACUGACGGUGGACUUAAAAAACUAUCAACAGGCCAAAGAUCAGCUGAAGGGCAUCCGCCUGACCUACCGCAACCUGUCCGGGCCCGACAAGCGGCCGGUCACGCUCAGCCUGCCGACGUCGCUCUCCGAAUACACCGUACGCGCGCUGAGACCGAACUCCACCUACCACCUCUGCACUGGGCCGCUGGGGGAGAAGCCCUCCGAAGGGGAGUUCUGCAUCGAGGCCCACACUGCUGUGCAGGGGACUCACCAGCAGCACCUGCCCGUCACCCAGAGCAAAGACAGCAACCUGACGCUCAUGAUCGUGCCAGCGCUCGCUGCUGUGCUGCUGCUGGUUAUUGCUGUGACAGCAGUCACGUACUAUCUCCGGCACCGACGGGCUAAGGCGCAUGCUGAUGUUGGGGUGGACUCCAGCCCCCUGGAGCUGGAAGGGGUGAAAACAUGUCUGGAAAACAGAGACUUAGCGACCCACAGUCAAAAGCUGCCAGAGAACGUGGCGGUGCUGAACGGCUUAGAAUGCGACGUCCCUCUGAUGCACCAACGCUACCCCAGUAACAACAACAGCCCAGCGGUCAAGCCGUCUUAUUUCUAGAGCAAAAGAGAGACCGUGAGAGAGUCUCCAUUCACAAGUCCCAGAGCCUGGAUGGACGGGAUACGGGCUGACCGUUGUUACUACCCAGGGAACGUUCCACAUGGGACAAGGGACAUUGAGGGUUAACUUAAAUUAAGACAAAACCCCACAUAAUGUGCAAUUUUCCUAGAGGCUUAUACACUUAGGAAGUAGACACUGUAAUUUAUCUGCUCAGCACAUGACUAAGUGCCUGCAUUUCCCUGGCUGCCCUGCUGUGUGUCCAGAGAGAAGGUUUUUAGCCACCGCUACACAGAAAGAUGUGUGACUUAGUUAAGAGGCCUCAGUGUGCUGGUAACAAAAGCUCCUUUAGCUAAGUGCUGCCCAGGAUAACAGACUCCUCAGUAGUUCUACCUGAAAAGCAGGAAAGGAAGGAAAAAAACCCAACACACACAGCCAGAGGUGCAGGGACUCUCGGACUUACUCUCCCAGUGCGUUGAAGGAAAAAACCACCCGGGAAUUAAAGCUUUAAGAAUUUUUAGAGAAUAUUUAUACAUGGUUAUUUCCCAUUUCUUCUGGGAAAGCUCUUUUCUAACACAGAUCUGUGUCCUUUUGUUUUGUAAAAUAGAUGAAGGAAGAUGCUUUUUGUACAAAAAUAAAAUCUUUUGUACAGCGUUAGCUGCAUCCGGCUUGUGAGGGAUGCUAAGGCUGUAGGCACAGACCAACACGUCAGCGUCUCCCUACAGCACCGAGAAGUGGAAACACCGAGUUACCACUCCAGCUUUGAGGAGGGGGCCAGUGUCCUUAGGAGGAAUUACAGCUUCCCAUGAUUUGCAGGAGUCUGGUUAUCGUGGGGAGAGCAGUGGUGAUGGCUGGGUGGGGCGUGCAUUGAGUUUUCACUAUUGUGCAAAAAAUUGGCUCUCACAGUGUAAUUAGGAGGAAAAAAUUAAGCUCUUGGAGAACUCCAGCUGUCAGGGUUCUUUAUCCCUUUUCUUUAAUUCCUCGAGCCCCAGCCCCACAGGAGCUACAGUGAGUCUCUGAUUUUAACAGACUGCUGCAGCUUUCCAUUUAUGUUCAAAUUGGGUGCACCAAUUUAACGCUGGCAAAAAGCACCGGCCAGCACACCCUGGACACGGGAACCCUCUCUAUCUCCGGGGCGGGGAGAGCACUCACCGGGCCGCUGCAGCUUCCCCAGCAGCAGAUUCUGCCCAUGCAAGGGACCCCCUCUCUGGCUGAGCAGGGUGCUACGUCUGCAGGGCCAGUCACUGCUUGGCAGUUUGCCCCAAGAGAUGCCGCUCGCACCAACUGUGUGGGUGGCUUCCCUGAUGUGGCUCCUGAGGCGGAAUUGUGACCAAACUUAGCUGCCACCGAGCAGUGGCUCUGCACAGCCAGCAGGUGGGAAGGGCGGUGGGUCCCUUGUGAGCUGGAGGGAACAUGGACAGGCCAGCUAGUGGCGAAGGGCCCUCUAGCCCAAGGCAGCCUGCCCUCUCUGUAGCAUCUGUCACCAAACCCCAUUUCCAUUAGCAGAACUGGUGGCAGAUCUGCACCAUCUAGGGUGAGAGCAUGGUCCAAGGGUCAGGGCACCAAGUGGAGAAUCUAUUCCCAACUCUGCCACUUCCCCACUGUGCAGCUCUGCCUCAGAUUCCCAGGUUGGUAAAACACUUUGAGAUUACGGCGGGGGAGCGUUCCAUACCGAGCAGUUACGUAUGUGUAUUGAAGCAGAGCCUGGGAGCCCCAGUUAUGGACUAGGCACUGUACAAACAGAACACAAAG